Messenger RNA from Myotis davidii, 4150 nucleotides. RefSeq names its product homeobox containing 1 (gene HMBOX1). The record is from RefSeq and is a predicted model, not a curated record. The transcript is spliced from 11 exons. Gene Ontology annotation, molecular function: double-stranded telomeric DNA binding. Gene Ontology annotation, biological process: positive regulation of DNA-templated transcription. Bases 384 to 1718 code for a protein of 444 amino acids. Gene Ontology annotation, cellular component: nucleus. Lineage: Eukaryota; Metazoa; Chordata; Mammalia; Chiroptera; Vespertilionidae.
AACUCCCAGGGCCGCCCGGCUGCAGCAGGUGGGAGCGGGGCUGUUGAUAUCAAUAUGGCGGUUGUCAGCCAGACAAAGACAGUCAGUCUGAUGUGAUUGAGACAAGGGAGGUUUUCAGGGGGAGACUGGGAGAUAGGGGCCUCCCCUCCCCCUCCUCCUCUUCCUGCGCGGACCUCAACCCCUCCCCAGUCCGCUCCCGACCGGCGCCCCACGCGGAAGACACCCCUCCCCCUCCCGCUUUCCCCUCCUCCCGGUCUCAGCCCUUCGUACUGGGACGUUGGGGAGGGGGCUGUGCCGCGCGGAGAGAACUCGGCAACGAUUCCGAGAAUGGUAAAUAACGCUGAUCAUCUCUAGAAAGGAUAUUGCUUCACCUCAUGUAAAGUAUGCUCAAUUCCCUCCCAGUGGUUUUGUUGGAAACCAUGUCUCACUAUACAGAUGAACCCAGAUUUACCAUAGAACAGAUAGAUCUGCUUCAGCGCCUUCGGCGUACUGGAAUGACUAAACAUGAAAUCCUCCAUGCCUUGGAAACUUUGGACCGUCUUGAUCAAGAGCAUAGUGACAAGUUUGGAAGAAGGUCCAGCUAUGGAGGAAGUUCAUAUGGGAAUAGUACCAACAAUGUUCCAGCAUCUUCCUCUACAGCUACAGCUUCCACACAGACCCAGCAUUCAGGAAUGUCCCCAUCACCUAGCAACAGUUAUGAUACCUCCCCACAGCCUUGCACUACCAAUCAAAAUGGGAGGGAGAAUAACGAGCGAUUGUCCACAUCCAAUGGAAAGAUGUCACCGACUCGCUACCAUGUAAACAGCAUUGGUCAGAGGUCAUACAGUUUUGAAGCCUCAGAAGAGGACCUAGAUGUAGAUGAUAAAGUGGAGGAAUUAAUGAGGAGGGACAGCAGUGUGAUAAAAGAGGAAAUCAAAGCCUUUCUUGCCAAUCGGAGGAUUUCCCAAGCAGUUGUUGCACAGGUAACAGGUAUCAGUCAGAGCCGGAUCUCUCACUGGCUGUUGCAACAGGGAUCAGACCUGAGUGAGCAGAAGAAAAGGGCGUUUUACCGAUGGUAUCAACUGGAGAAGACAAACCCUGGGGCUACGCUAAGUAUGAGACCGGCCCCCAUUCCAAUAGAAGACCCAGAAUGGAGACAAACGCCUCCCCCAGUCUCUGCUACAUCAGGCACCUUCAGAUUACGGCGAGGGAGUCGAUUUACCUGGAGAAAGGAGUGCCUCGCUGUCAUGGAAAGUUACUUCAAUGAGAACCAAUAUCCAGAUGAAGCAAAGAGAGAAGAAAUUGCAAACGCUUGCAAUGCAGUUAUACAGAAACCAGGCAAAAAGCUGUCAGACCUGGAGCGAGUUACCUCCCUGAAAGUGUAUAAUUGGUUUGCCAACAGGCGGAAGGAGAUCAAGAGGAGAGCCAAUAUCGAAGCAGCAAUCCUGGAGAGUCAUGGGAUAGAUGUACAGAGUCCAGGGGGCCAUUCCAACAGUGACGAUGUUGACGGCAAUGACUACUCAGAGCAGGAUACUUGGCAAGUACGCAAUGGGGAGGAGGAGGAGGGAAGAAGUUCAGAGGGAGUCAGAGAAGCAGAGAAGGAUGACAGCACUAGCCAUAGUGACCACCAGGACCCCAUCUCACUAGCUGUGGAAAUGGCAGCCGUCAACCACACGAUCUUGGCAUUGGCCCGACAAGGAGCCAACGAAAUCAAGACAGAGGCCCUGGAUGACGACUGACUGGGGAGGGCGACCGUGAGAGUAACUUAGUUUAGACGUAGCACCUUAGCAGACUUUCCUCGGUCCUUAACACGUGUUCUCACAGUAUAACUUGCAGUUUCUUGUAUGUCAGUUAGCCGUUAGGGUCUUCUUGUUCUGUGAAGAUGGCAUGGUGCCCUCAGCCUUUGCAUAUACUCUCUCAGUAUUAAUUCCCAGUAAAUAAUAAGCAACCAACCAACCACACUUUCCUCUCCCGGCCCCAAGGCUAGAAAUUUCGCUGCUCCGUCUUAGCAUUCCAAGAAAGUGCUUCCAGGUAUUUAGAUAGCCCUCCGGGCCUCAGACACUAGGCUACAUGCAAACCGCGGGUGCCGUAGAUCCCUUUCCCACCGUCUGUCCCCCUUCCCUCCUCGGCUGACAGGAUGCAGGCUGAGGCAGUGUGGCCCGGGACUGACGGCCCAGGUGGGGAGUGUCCACAGUGAAAGGAGCACUAGAGCCCCACCUCGGGGUGGGGGUCCCUGAUUUCUUCAACAAGCCGUGCCUCACAACAGUCACCCUGGGGCUGGUGACGCCUGUCCGGGCUGUGCUGGGCCUGCAGCGGGAGAGCCCCAGCUCAGAUUGAGGUGAUGGUAACAUGCCUGACAGACAUCCAGUCCUCUCACAGCUGUGUGACUCAGUAGAUAAAAUACUGCCUUCUGUCUUUGGGACCAUGAUUAAAACAAACAAAAAAAGACAAAAAUAGAAGUCACUUAAAAAUACCCCCAGCUUGAGAGGCCCUGGGAAGCGACAUGAGCUGAAUGUGUGUGGAGGCCACGUCCAGCUCAAACCACUGUCUGUCAGGCGUGGCACGGCCUCGCCUGUCUGGGAAAGUGCCGGAGUCGUCAGGAGCUGCUUUGCCUCCUGUGUCCCCUUCCCUGCCGCCAAAAAAGUCUUUCAAGGACGAAGCUAAGGUCAAACAUGAGUGAACGAACUUUCAGGCUUUGUGUCCAGCACCUGAAGCCCCCUCGAUGUGAGGGGUUUAGAGGACUUUACGGUGGGUGUUGCUGACUGACUUUCACAGAUGCUAACUUCCCGACACAGGAGCAGGAAAAACAGGACGUUUGCCGCUUAGGCGGUGGGUCUGCGUGACGUGACGGGUGUGACUGCUUUGGUGUUCUCUUUACUCUGUCCUUGGAGCCGUGUGAAAAGCUGUAUUGCUACAGGCAAUUUAUUUAAUAAUUGGAAGCCAUAUUGAUAAUGGAUGUGGUAAUAUUUGUAAAGUUUAAUCUUCUUUAAGCAGCAGUAACCUAAUGGAAUUUUUUUCCUUGAUCACAUAUGUAGCACUUUUGUUACUUCUUAAAGAUAUUUAUAUUUGAUAAAUCUUUUUUUCAUUUUGAGAACUCAAAAUACCAAACAGUGAACUUGCGUUAUAAAGUCACCCUGUGAUCACCUUGUCAUCUAGUAGCAAAAAUGAUGAACUAUUCAUGCAUCGAAGAAAAUUACAUCUGCUGGCCCUGUAUGAAAAUGAUCUCUCAGCAUCCCGAUUAAAUGACACGCUGUCACUGCGGUAAGGAAACGGCCCUCCCCUCAGGUGUCAGCAGAGGGCAUGUCUGAGAGGGGCAGCGCCGGCUGCUCUCGCCAGGUCCACCUCUCCUUCCUGCGGACAAUGGGGCCUGUGUAAGGGGACUGUGGGCCCUUUUGUCCAUUACCUGAAAACGACUUCUAAGAUAAAAGAAGGUGCCAUUUCCUUACCUCCCCACCCCCCCAAUGUAUUCAACUUAAAACCAUUUGUAGAGUGAGACUUACUGACCUUCCUUUUUCUCUUUCUCGUUAGUGAGAUACUGCAUGUCCGCCAGUCUUUCGCUGGUCUAACUCCACUGUAGGCACGUGCUGACGCCACCAGCUCUUGCCUGUGAGCCCCGCUUACGUCAGUGUGAGCCAGCCUCUGUGCGGGCGUCCAGUGCCACUGUGUGGGUCUGUGACUUAAGGAGCUGUCAACAGGGCCUGGCCUGCUCUUGUCCGUGGAUUUCAGGGGGAAAUGUAUAUACUUUUUCACUUCCAAGAAUUGAAGUAGAAUGGAGUAGCCUUUUCUGUUUUACUGUGUUACUUGAACCAACAGAUUGAAGAGUAGCAUUUGUUAUUCUCAGGAAUGAUCCCCACUCGUUUUCUUUCUUGCUGUGUUUGACUUUUCGUUUGGAUUAGGAGAUUGUGUUAUCUUUCUUUCCUUUUGUAUGACUUAGAAGAACUAUAACUUGUAUCUUUCCAUUUCUGUGGAAUUUUGUUGGCUUAUUCUAGGCUGAAUCAGAAAAAAAGUGGGGGGGAGAGAAAAAUACACUGACAAGCCACAUCCAUGACUGAUUAUUGUAAGGAGAUUAUUAUCAUUGAUAGCUUCCUUAUGAUGGGAUUGCUCAUCUUGUAUGUUAGUUCUUGCUGGUCUUUUUAAGGAAACAGACGAACUGUUAAGACAACUUCAGUUU